Molecule: messenger RNA, 2254 nt
Organism: Microdochium trichocladiopsis
Lineage: Eukaryota; Fungi; Ascomycota; Sordariomycetes; Xylariales; Microdochiaceae
Exons: 1
Coding region: 404-1006 (200 amino acids)
Source: RefSeq, a predicted model, not a curated record
AUACAACUCAUUGAGGUGGUGCUGGGGCAGCGGGGCGGUUUGGAAAAAGACGUACGUUGCCCGUGGGGCGGGCUCUCUCUCUUUCUCCCCCAGGUUGUCUGUUACUACAUACCUUGUAGUACGCGUGUAUAAACGCCCCCCUUACUUGGCUGAAGGAAGGAGACGUUCGAGACCUUCUGCUUGGUGGGAACAGACGUGGGUCGAUGUCGCAAGCACGCACGCAAGCACUUGUUGGAUGUUUACGGGCCCAAGGGUAAGGGGCCAGGCAGGAGGUGUACUUGCUACGCGCGUAUAGCUUGGCGGGAGUGGGCAGGUAUCAUCAUCCCUCGAUGGCCAGCGCUCGGGUGUGAGGCGCAAGAGGAUUGGGCAUUGCGCGUAGCACGGCGUGGACCAGGGCGGUUUCAUGGGAGGAGCAGGCACGGUUCCAAAUUGGCCCAGACCUUUUGGCCGUGGUGGAGUUUCUGUGGACGUCGGUGGGGGGUCCAUGGACUGGUCCACGGCUGCCCUGUGUGACAGGCAAGCAGGCACGGCGCACCCGCCGAGCCGAGCCGAGUUGAGCUUUCACAGCAUUUUAACUUUGGGCACGCGGGCAACGCACGGAGAUCCCACCCACAUCUGCAAGUCAGUCAGCCUUACAGAUCCGGCCGGGCAUGCGGAUUUACACCUCGAAAAACCCAACUGCGUUUCGAUAUUUGGCGUCGCCUUUCCCCAGGCGGCGAGAAUCUUAACUGCGAACCGUGCCGCCGAAACCCCUUCAAUAUCUCGAACACCGCUGGGGGACAACCUGGACCGAGACGGGUCAACGGUUGGCACCAUCAUAUGUCUAUUUGUCUGGUCCGUCCGUCCACGGACCAAAUGCCGAAGCCGAAGCACCAGCAGGAACAAAAGAGCUUGCAGAUGCGACAAUGUUCUAGAAGAGAAAGAGAAAGAGAGAGAAAAAAAAAGUCGUCCCCACCGCGCGCGGACACGGCGGCACAUGGCGGGGCCAAAAUGUUUGUCCGCCUAGACGCGGCUGUCACGGCCGGCGGCGGGGGUGGGCGGUGAUGAUGAUGGUUUGGUGGUGGGCCCCUUGGACUUGUCCCAACUCCGCAAGAGGGCCGGCAUCGUCGGCGCUCUCCGGGGUUUCAGCUGUGUGUGUGUAUGUGUGUGUGGUUCUUCAGGUGCAAGGGGUCAAAAGUGAAGGCGCAUCGUGAUGUGUCGAUCGCGCGCCGAAUAGGUAGGUAGUGAGUGGGCUUUGUGGUCUCUCUAUCGGGACUUGAUAGUCAACCGCAUUAGUCUAUUACAACUACUACCGGGCUAUCGAAUGAUAAUGAUUACCACUCCUUCUUCCCUUGGGGGGAAGCUAUUACUGUUCUCUUAUUUUUUCUCUCACGCGUACGAGCUGUCGAACCCCUCAAUGCCCUUGAUCCCUUGGACACCGAUGUAGCGGGGUGCUCCAAAGUCUUUUUACCUAACAAGGAUCGUGAAGAGUCACAUCAAAAAGAGAAAACCCACGCCGCCCACGUGAAGACCAGAAAAACUUCUUGUGGUCCCCCCCACCCCUUGUCUUCCAGGGAGGGCGUGUGUUCUCUUUUGGGGUUGAAAAAAUGAAUGACCGGCAUGGAUAUCCACCGAGGGGUUGGUCUCGACGUGUGCGCGCGCGCGGAAAAGUGUGGAUUUUUUUUUUCUCUUGUGAGGAGAAAAAGUUGCUCCAUCUUGAGCCUCAUGGGGACUCCACUACAUGUGGUGGUGCCUGGCACUAGACGGAUUCCUCUCUCUCUCUCUCUCCUUCUACGCAGUACACGCAGCAAGGAGGAUCCACACGGACGGGACUAGAGCGGGAAAGGCCCGGGAUUCGGGACGGGGCACGGGCUUGUUGUAUGUAAAUAUGCAAGGGAGCCCGACGGAAUGCGUUGCGGGCUGCUGUCAACAAAGCGGAUCUGAUCGAUGGGGCUUGCCAAAAGGAUAUUGACGAUGCUUGCCCCGUGCAAAAUCACUAAUUAAGCCCACGAUCAAAGGGGUGGAGGAGGAGGAAAGUCGCCGGAGCUAAACAGGGGUAGGUCGGAAACAGUGGGGCUACUCGCACUCCGUCUCUGGAAGGUUCUCGGAGGGAUUGAAGUGGUUGUGUGUAAUUGAUGAGAUGGACCCGGCCGGCGACUUUUGUAGGGGACUUGUGAUGGCUUACGAGAGAACCAGAUCCUAAUCGGGGCAGUCUCGAUAAUCCGUGUCAAGAAAUGAUUGUGCGUCUCAAAGGGUAUGAAGGAUUCUUGCCGUG